AAACAACACUUUGGAGUUUAAAAAAAAUAUGAAAGAUAAAAGCUCGAAUAAAGCAAGUCAAAUACCUAAAUUGGGUGAGUUAUCAGUUAAUAUUAUUAUGUCAAAUGAUAAAAAAACAGAAUUUUUAUGUAUAAUAAUUUUGUAGUUAAUGAUGAACCAGUGAAACGCCGUGGUAGACCACCGAAAAAGACGGAUUCUAAUAUAAUAUGUAAUGAAAAAAAUAAUUCAAGAAAUCCCACAAAAAAACAAAGAAAAGAUACAGACAGUCAGCAAGAUGCAACUAAAAAUGUUGAUGGGAAUGAGUCUGAAAAAAUUCAAGAUAAUAAUACAAUUGUUCCUACGACUAAUGAUAUAAAAAAAAUUGUUUUAUCUUCUCAAAGUAAUGUAAAUGAAAAAAAACCCACAGUUCCUUUUUGGAGAAAAGUUAAUAAAGUGGAGCAAGAAAACAAAUAUCUAAAAACGAGAGUUACAGAAUUAGAAAAAAUGAUGCUGAAUAAAAAUGGAACAGGGCCAACCAUAAACACAGAAACAAGAUUUAUCACUCCAGCAUCCUAUUUUCCAAAUAUUCAAUCACCAUCUUUACAACCUCAACAAUGUAUAUAUUUUCCUACUAUUCAAUCAUCUCCCGCAUUUCUGCAGCAAUUGCCAAGUUUUCCAGGAAUACCUUCUCUGAAUCCACAACUUGGAUUUACUAGUAAUUAUAAUUUACCAAGUUAUAAUUACUACGAUGAAAGACUUCAAUAUGCCCAAUUUCCUUAUCAUCUCUACAAUUAA
Messenger RNA from Aphidius gifuensis, 774 nucleotides. RefSeq lists its product as uncharacterized. The record is from RefSeq and is a predicted model, not a curated record. The transcript has 2 exons. Bases 127 to 774 code for a protein of 215 amino acids. NCBI's taxonomy places the organism in Eukaryota, Metazoa, Arthropoda, Insecta, Hymenoptera, Braconidae.